Messenger RNA from Temnothorax curvispinosus, 1141 nucleotides. RefSeq names its product proliferating cell nuclear antigen (gene PCNA). The record is from RefSeq and is a predicted model, not a curated record. Gene Ontology annotation, cellular component: PCNA complex. Gene Ontology annotation, molecular function: DNA polymerase processivity factor activity; DNA binding. Lineage: Eukaryota; Metazoa; Arthropoda; Insecta; Hymenoptera; Formicidae. The coding region runs from base 99 to 884 and encodes 261 amino acids. The transcript has 5 exons. Gene Ontology annotation, biological process: regulation of DNA replication; mismatch repair; leading strand elongation.
CCGGCCUACCAUUACGAGCGCGCGACAGAAGCGCGGGUAAACCCAUCCUCCACUCCACUUUCUAAAAGGGCAGCGAGCGCGUGAGCAGCAGCGGCACGAUGUUCGAGGCACGCCUGACCCAGAGCGCGAUCCUGAAGAAGGUGCUGGACGCGGUGAAGGACCUCCUGACCGAGGCGACUUUCGAAUGCUCGGACUCGGGGAUUCAGGUCCAGGCGAUGGACAACGCGCACGUUUCCCUCGUCUCGUUGAAUCUCAGGAGCGACGGCUUCGACAAGUACCGUUGCGAUCGCAAUCUGUCGAUGGGAAUGAGCAUCAAUUGCAUGUCGAAGAUACUGCGAUGCGCCGGUGCGGACGACACGGUGACCCUCAGGGCGUGGGACAAUCCUGAAUCUGUCGUCUUUAUAUUCGAGUCGCCGAACAAGGACAAGCUAGCCGAGUACGAGAUGAAGCUGAUUAAUAUGGAUCAGGAGCAUCUGGGCAUACCCGAAACGUCGUACUCGUGCGUCGUGAAAAUGCCGACUGCAGAAUUUACCCGCAUAUGUAGGGACUUGAGCCAGUUUGGAGAAUCCAUAACUUUCGCGUGUACCAAGGAAGGUAUAAAAUUCAGCGCGUCCGGCGAUUACGGUUCAGCCAACAUCAAAUUGGCACAGACUGCGGAUGCGGAUAAAGAAGAGGAAGCGGUAAUAGUUAAUAUGCAGGAACCAGUAAAGUUAACGUUUUCUUGUCGUUAUCUGAAUUGCUUUGUGAAGGCUGGUCCUCUUUGCAACCAAGUUACACUGUCCAUGUCCGACGAUGUGCCUUUAGUAUGUGAAUACAAAAUCGGCGAUAUUGGACACAUUAGGUAUUACCUGGCACCCAAAAUCGACGACGAGGAUGAAAACUAAGAAAAACGACGAUAGAAAUAGAACUCGUAUAUAUUGAACUGUCAUUAACGAUAUUGCAUCACGUUACUGAUUGUUUUUUGAAAAAUUUUGUCCUAUUAGCGUUCGAUAUGUUUAUUUCAAUAGAAAACGAUUAAUUGGUUUGACAUAAUUUCAAGGAGAUGAUACCAUACAUAUUUGCUGAUCGAGAAAACUAAAUACUCCGUUAUUCGAUAUUGAGGUACAAGUAAGGCAAAGCUAAAGGUACUUUUAAGGUAAUA